AUGACCAUCUUCAUCGUCUCUCUGUUCCUCCCGCAUACCGUCAACUUCGAGCUGUCCGAGGGCUCUCAGCAGCGGCGCCCGUCGAGCCCCAGGAGACGGCAUCAUCGCCGUGAAAGCUCAUCGGAGCUCCAUAAAAGAGCUUACAACACUCUGUUCCCCCGGAAGCCCAGCACUUCUUCUUCACCCCCUAAAUACUACCUGCUCAAGGACCAUGCGCGCAUCUUCAGUCCGACCCCGGAAAGAUUGACGUCGUCGGAUCUUCUUCCCAGGUCUGAUACUGGGCUCCAGCAGCCAUUGACCCCAAGCGACCCUCACGCACCCCUCUGGGGCGCCACUAUGUCUUUCAACCAGCCCAGACCGCGUGCCACCCAGUCUCCUUCCUCUUCAAUUUUGAAUCACAAUAGCAUUCCUAGCCCGCCCGCGGAUUUGGUCCAGAGAGUGACUGCGCCCUUCCGGUCCGUGGAGCCUGCCGCGCCGCCGCCAGAAAAUGCCUUCUCGGAAGCUUCUUGGACCAUAGAGCCCUCAGAGCAAGGCAAUGGAGGUCUGCUGAAUGCCAUCCGAUCUGCAGUCGAUGAAGAAGUGCUCAAGGACAAGUUGUGGGUGGGAACCAUUGGCAUGCCCACGGACGCCUUGGAUGACCAUGUGAAGGAUACCAUUGCAGAAAGGUUGGAAGUCGACCAUGAAUCACUGACUGUCUACGUUACCGACUCCGAUUUUGACGGUCAUUAUCUUCAUUUCUGUAAGACAAUCUUGUGGCCCGUCUUUCAUUACCAAAUCCCGGAUAAUCCGAAGAGCAAAGCCUACGAGGAUCAUUCCUGGGUCUACUAUAAGGCUGUCAACCAGGCAUUUGCUGAUAGGAUUGUUCGAAACUGGAAGAGAGGUGAUAUUAUCUGGAUCCAUGACUACCAUCUGCUGCUAGUCCCGUCCAUGGUUCGGAAACAGCUGCCGGAUGCUAAAAUUGGCUUCUUCCUUCACACUGCUUUUCCCUCAUCUGAGGUGUUCAGAUGUCUUUCUGUUCGCAAGGAGCUGCUGUAUGGCAUUCUUGGUGCUAAUCUUAUUGGAUUCCAGACUCAGGAAUACUGCCAUCAUUUUCUCCAAACCUGCAGUCGUAUUCUAACGGUUGAGGCUGUCAAUGAAGGGGUCCAGUUGGAGGAUCGGUUUGUCAACGUUGGUACUUUCCCUAUAGGAAUCCAUCCUCGAUCACUCGAAAUCAGACGCCAAGAAGACGACGUUCAGAGAUGGGUUCGGACUAUCAAAGAUAAGUAUCAAGGAAAAUACCUUAUCGUUGCCAGAGACAAACUGGAUAAUAUUCGUGGUGUGAGGCAGAAGCUUCUUGCCUAUGAGCUCUUUUUGAACAAGUAUCCAAAAUGGAGAGAUUCUGUUGUCUUGAUACAGGUUGCAUCUUCGACCGCUGAGCAUUCAGAAUUGCAUGCAAUUGUAUCGGACAUUGCUACCCGAGUCAACUCUUUUCAUUCUAGCCUCGCUCAUCAGCCCCUAGUCUUCUUAAAACAGGACCUCCUCUUCCCCCAAUAUCUUGCCUUGAUCUCUGUUGCCGAUGUUUUCAUGGUUACCAGUCUACGUGAAGGCAUGAAUUUGACCAGUCAUGAAUACAUCCAUUGUCAGGAUGGGAAAUAUGGGGGCAAGAAGCAUGGUCCGCUGAUUCUCAGCGAAUUCACUGGCAGUGCCUCAGUCUUCGAUGGCCACCCCUUACUUGUCAAUCCAUGGAAUUACCAACAAUGCGCCGACGCACUCAACACUGCAUUGGAGAUGUCAGCUGAAGACCGGGAGCAGCAGUGGACCAAGCUUAACGAAGCUGUUAAUAUACAUACUACCGACAAGUGGAUCAGAAACUAUAUCAGCGCCCUGGACAACGUUUUCCAGGAACAGUCUUGUCGUGAUAAUGUAUCCAUUCCACGGCUUUCCGUGAGCAGCCUACGUAAGCUGUACAAAUUAUCCUGCCGGCGCCUAUUUAUCCUCGAUUAUGAAGGAACCCUGGCAUCAUGGGGAUCUCCGACUAGCAUUAUUCUUACGACCCCGAAACGUGCUAUUGAUACCCUGAACGACUUACUCGAAGAUCCCAAGAACAUCGUCUAUGUAAUGAGCUCACGGAUGCCAGAGGAACUAGAGAGAUUGUUCCGCCAAGUACCGGGCCUCGGACUGAUAGCUGAAAACGGCUGCUUUAUUCGAGAAGCCAACCGGGAAGAAUGGAUUCGACUUGUGGAUGACGAAGAGACCCAGGAAUGGAAGGAUAGUUUGGCCGACAUGAUCAACUACUUCCAUGUUCGCACUGAAGGUAGUUGGGUAGAAGAACGACAUGCCUCCCUGGUAUUCCACUAUGACAACGCGGAAGAUUUGUCCAUAGCUGAAAGACACGCCUCUGACUGCGCUAACCAUAUCAAUGACACCUGCCAACAGCACCAGAUUCGCGCCGUCGCUGUUGAUGGCGCUGUGAUCGCAGAACCAACUAACCACAACAAAGCUACAGCCGCGAGUCUAGUGCUUCAACACAUUUUAACCAGAGCGUCUUCGAUGCCCGGCAGUGCUCCAAAGCCUGAUUUUCUGUUCGUGGUAGGCGAUGGUCGGGAGGAUGAGGCGGUGUUUCGCUGGGCCAAUAAGUUGCAGGAAGAUGGUAUUAUUCAAAAUAUUUCGACUGUCACUUUGGGUUCGAAGAAUACGGAGGCGAAGGCUACUUUGACGCAAGGGGUGACAGGAGUCUUAUCAUGCCUCGGAAAGCUUGCUGCCAUUUCACAAGGCGGGGAAUUCAACAGUGAAUAA
Ophidiomyces ophidiicola is the source of this 2775-nucleotide messenger RNA. It is a transcript of the gene TPS3, whose product is annotated as Trehalose-6-P synthase/phosphatase complex subunit. The transcript has 4 exons. The coding region runs from base 1 to 2775 and encodes 924 amino acids. Gene Ontology annotation, molecular function: catalytic activity. Gene Ontology annotation, biological process: trehalose biosynthetic process. Gene Ontology annotation, cellular component: cytosol; alpha,alpha-trehalose-phosphate synthase complex (UDP-forming). The record is from RefSeq and is a predicted model, not a curated record. NCBI's taxonomy places the organism in Eukaryota, Fungi, Ascomycota, Eurotiomycetes, Onygenales, Onygenaceae.